Dryobates pubescens (Downy woodpecker) is the source of this 2323-nucleotide messenger RNA. It is a transcript of the gene SDCCAG8, whose product is annotated as SHH signaling and ciliogenesis regulator SDCCAG8. Gene Ontology annotation, cellular component: centrosome; centriole. The record is from RefSeq and is a predicted model, not a curated record. Gene Ontology annotation, biological process: establishment of cell polarity; centrosome cycle; neuron migration. NCBI's taxonomy places the organism in Eukaryota, Metazoa, Chordata, Aves, Piciformes, Picidae. Bases 316 to 2286 code for a protein of 656 amino acids. The transcript is spliced from 17 exons.
GUCGCCACGUUCAGCUGUGGUUGGGGUGGCGAGUAGUAACGGCCCGCUCUGAGACGCUAGAGGAGGUCUCCGCACGGUGGAAGUUGUGGUGUUUCCGGGAGCCUGCAGCGUUUCUGGAGCACAGGAAGGAAGAGCCCUUGGAACUGCUGUUACUCACCAGCGCUGCGGGGCCCCGCCGUUUAGGGUAGCGCCGGUUACUGCCUUAGAAGUCGGCGGUGUCCCCAUGCGCGUGCCCCGCGGGGAGCCCGCCCUGGAAGGGCCCCUGGAGCGGUACCAGAGGCGCUUCCAAGAGCGUGCUUGUGAAAGCAUCCAUUGAUGAAAUGUGCCUUAGAGGAAAGAAAGUUUGCAGAGGGUGAGGGUGAAGUUGCAUUUGACCAGUCCUCUAUGGACAAGGGCAGUGAUGAUGUGGACAGUGGAACUGAAGCCUGGCAGGAGCUGCAGCACAGUGAGGCAGUUAAUCAGCUUAAGAUUUUGUUGCAAGAUCAAGAAAGAGUGGAGAAUGAAGUCUCUCUGUCAAGAAGGAAGGUAUCAUUCUGUGAGGAACUGUCUGGAAUGAAAGAUCAAGUACAAGAAGUUGAACUUGAAGAUGAGGAACUCCUUCAGAAAUUGAAAUUAUUAACUGCAGAACAUAUAAUGAGGGAACAAACUCUUCUAGAUGCCUUGGCAAAUACUCAGAACUCCUGGCCUUCAGGUGAUAAUGAUUGUAGCUUUCCUCAGCCUAUCACCUCAUCACCAACAGAUAAUAAAGGUCAGGCUUUUUAUACAGCAGCUGUUAGAGAGACAGAAAAAUGGCGUGGCGAACUGGAGAAACUUCUUUAUCAAGAAAAAGUCAAUAUCCAUGAUGCUCAAAUACAGUCUCUAAGAAAAAACCUUUUAGAAUAUCAGAAGACAUGCAAAGAUUUGGAAGGAAAGCUGAGCCAACAGAAGUCACUUUCUUCAGCCACAAAUUCUAGAUGCGUUGGUGGUCUUUGUCUGAAAUGUGCACAACAUGAGGCAGUUCUUUCACAGACUCAUUCUAAUGUUCACAUUCAGACCAUCGAGAGGGUAACAAAAGAAAGAGAUGAAUUGAUGGAUGCACUUGUUUCAUUGAGACAAAACAUGAAAGAGAUGCAGCAAAGAGAAUCUAGUGCUUGUGAGCAAGUUAAACAGGCUGUGCAAAUGGCAGAAGAGGCCAGUUUAGAAAAAACAAAGGCUGUAGUCCAGUGUGAGCAUCUGAAAAGUGAGCUGGUACGGCAGAAGUGUCGUUUUGAAAAGGAGUUAGCUGCCCAGAUAAGUAAGAGGGCUGAUGAAAGAGAAGCCCUGCAGGAAGAAAUGAAGAAGGAAAGGGACAACUUGGCAGCAAUGGUGACAGCUAUGUCUGAGAAUGUGGCCAUGCUGGAGGCUCAGUUAGAGAGAAUUACAAGGGAAAAGAACUCUCUGGCCAACCAGUUGGAGGAAUCACAACAUCAGCUUGUAUGUCAUGAAAUGGAGAUGAAUAAGGUGUGUGGAGAAAUGCGCUAUCAGUUGAAUCAAACCAAAAUGAAGAAGGAUGAGGCAGAAAAGGAGCUCAGAGAGUACAGAACAAAAACUAUAAGGGAGCUUGAAAUUAAGGACCAGAAAAUAGAAAAACUGGGAUUAGAGCUGAAUGGAAACAAACAGCGUUUGGAACAAGCUCAGCAGGAUGUGAGAGGAGCCAGAGAGGAGUGCCUAAAACUGACAGAACUACUGAGUAAAUCUGAGCACCAACUGCACCUCACCAGAUUGCAGAAAGAAAGCAUUCAGCACAGCAUUAGCAAUGAAGCAAAGGCCCGAGCCCUUCAGGCCCAGCAAAGAGAGCAGGAGCUGACACAGAAGAUGCAGCAAAUGGAGGCCCAGCAUGAGAAAACUGUAAAUGAAUUGGAAUCCUUGCUGACAUCCCAGAAUACAUUCAUAACAAAAUUAAAGGAAGAAUGUCAUAUGCUGGCAAGGAAGAUGGAACAAAAAUCAGAAAAAUACAGAUCUGAAGUCAACCAGCUUAGUCAGGAAAAAGAAUAUCUUCAUGGCAGAUUGGAGAAGAUGCAGAAACAGAAUGAUGAAUUGGACCAACAAUGUAUCCAGCAUGGGAGAAUGCAUGAGAGGAUGAAGUCGAGGUUACAGCAGCUUGACAAGCACUGCCAGGCCACUGCCCAGCAGUUAGUGGAGCUGCUCAACAAACAGAAUCAGCUCUUCAAAGAGAAGCAGCUGCUUACAGAAGAGGUGCAGUUUCUGCGAAAACAGGAAAAAAUUCGGGAUGCAGAGCUCAAACAGGAUCCAGAUGGAACCAAGUGAAAGGCUGAUGGAUCAAGAGGAACGAGCAGAAGUAGGU